Molecule: messenger RNA, 550 nt
Organism: Drosophila ficusphila
Lineage: Eukaryota; Metazoa; Arthropoda; Insecta; Diptera; Drosophilidae
Exons: 1
Coding region: 81-428 (115 amino acids)
Source: RefSeq, a predicted model, not a curated record
CCAAUAGCAGUGGACAUACCAAUCCAGCUAAAAAAAAAAACCUUAACUUGAAACCAAAAAUACUUAAAUACCUGAUAAACAUGAAGUGCAUCGUAUCCUUCGUUGUGAUCUCUAUGAUCUUCAGUUUGAGCCUGAUCAAAGCAGCUCCUGUUAGCCAACAAAUCAGCGAUCCAGGAUUCGUUUCGGCCACGGAUAUUACAGGAGAGCCAGUUCGCCAAAAGCGAGCCAGUGCGGAUUACUAUCAAGGCGACUACUUCAUCUGCUAUCCCAAGAGCGAAGUCUAUGGAAAAUAUGGAAAGGGCUCCAACCGCAGAUCCUACGAUGCCGAUGACUAUGCCCCACAUUACCUCGCCGAUGAUCCUUUGUAUGUUCGCCAGGCUCGUGCGGAUGCCAGGAGGGCUGCCUACACCGACAGCUUUGGCAAAUAAGUCACUUAACUGGUUAAUCCAAAUCUAAACAAUCCACAAAGUUAGGGAAAAGAACAGGUCUAGAUUAAGAAGUUGUACAAAGAAUAUUGUUAUUAUUUAUUAAACACAAAUUAAAUAAAUUU